Molecule: messenger RNA, 7305 nt
Organism: Volvox carteri f. nagariensis
Lineage: Eukaryota; Viridiplantae; Chlorophyta; Chlorophyceae; Chlamydomonadales; Volvocaceae
Exons: 9
Coding region: 1-7305 (2434 amino acids)
Biological process (GO): receptor guanylyl cyclase signaling pathway; intracellular signal transduction; cGMP biosynthetic process
Molecular function (GO): peptide receptor activity; guanylate cyclase activity
Source: RefSeq, a predicted model, not a curated record
AUGGCUGAGCUGGGCUUUUGUAACAGCGCGAACAGCCUUUGCGACGAGCAUGCCGCCGUUGAGUACUUCACUACGCAGCUCUUGCAACCUUUCGCCAUAUCGUCUUUAAAUUCAUAUAUCUUUGAAAAAAUCACAACAGCACUGUGCGCUGCGCUCGUGGGAUAUGGCAUCGGCGUGCUGGCCAGCCGCCGCCGGCAUCGGCAUAUGCCCCAGCCAUCGCAGCAGGCCCUGCACCACACCACCACCCUUCACUCCCGUCUUCACGCCGCGCUGGAGCUUUUGAGAGAUCUAUUACCAGGGCAUGUGGUCGAUGAACUAUUAAAUGAUACUCAGGUUUUCCAGGAGGAACAACAAGAGCGAGAUGAAUCCCAGCCCACAUCAUCGCAGUCUCAGCAGCAGGCAUUCGCUGAUCCACUCAGCAUCGACGAAACCUUCGAAGGGGAGGUUCCGUGUGAUCGAAUUGACUCAGGGUUUCGAGUGCCACUGUCGCCCCUUGCCCGCGACUCGCCCUUUACCACCACUGGCGCCGCCAGCGCCAGCUGCAGCAGCUGCGGCAGCAGCUGGCACCGCAGCCCCGGCAAAUCAGGCGUUGGCGUUGGCGUUGGCUCUAACGGCGCCGCCAGCUCCGCCGUCAGAUCGUACCUGUCGUACAUGAGCUCGUCCCAUCCCACAACUGAAAUGUCGGAUCGAUCUGCUGGGCCGGGAUUCCACAACCACCCAUACGUGCAGUGCACGGCCAGCUGGCCCGCUGGCUCUACUCUUCGUGAGUCUGAAGCCCACUGUAACAACCACCCAUACCACCAGACACUCUCCCCGACGGCGUAUGAACGCCGCGUGUCGUAUUGCGCCGAGAUUAUUCCGUACACAUUCAGCGACGGCACCGCUGCCAGCGACGGCACGGACGUCGCAGCGUUGGCGAUGCCUCUAAGCCGGCGGCGGUCCGUAUCCGCUAGUGGCCUGGCGGGCUGCUUGCCGACGUCUACGGCAGCAGGAUUCACGACAAAUGUGCCGUACCGCCACCGUUGCAGCCUGGCUGAUGCACAGCGAAGUGUGGCAGCUGGGGGCGACGACGCCUUCGUUACGGGUCCCAGCGUUGGCAUUGAUGAUGUGCAGGAGGCGCAGGCAUGGCCGUCACACACCGCCGGCUCCGCCUGCUGCCGUACAAGCUCCUUACGACGGUUAGCACCCGAAAUGAUCCGUUGGCGGGGAGAGAUGCAAGAAGCUGGUGGCGACGGCAGCUCCGUGACGAUGCGGAUCCCAGCGUCGCCGGCGGCAGUUGUCGUAACGCCGCCUGAGUUAUCGUACAGUAACCCUGUGGCAUUGGCGGUCAUUCUUACGGACGGUCAGAGCUGCUGCUGCCGCGUCGGCGGCGUCGGCGUCGGUGGCAGGGCUGGCGAUGUUGGCAGCGACAGAGUUGGGAAUGCCGGCGGCAGCAGCAGCAGCAGUAGCGGUGGUGGCGGUGGUGGCGGCGGCGGCGAUCACAGUCACAGCGAUACAUCCCUUAACGCUAUGGCCGGCAGCAACGCUAAUUUUGUACCACCGCCGCCAACGGCGGCCGUUGCGGUGACGGUAUCAGGGCCGGCAAUAGCAGGUGCCGCUGGUACGGUGCAGGUGGACGAGAUGUCGCCGCUGCCGUCGUGGUCUGCGGAAGAGAAUGUCGAGGAGGGUACUGAUGGGCAGCACCACCAGCACCACCAGCACCACCAGCACCAUCAGCACCACCAGCACCGCGGGCAUCAGCAGAAGGAGCGACAUCACCAAGCCCAGCAGCAUCCACAGCACCUGCGGCUGGUGGACCAGGAGCAACAACCUUGUGGCAGACAGUCAAUGCGUCGUGAGCAGCAGCCACAUGGACGCGGUAGCUAUCAAGGCGACGACCGAUCGGGAGAGGAGUUGAAGGGCGGCGAUUGCUGCAGAGGUGGUUUGGGUGCCGGACCGUCGUCAUACAGUGUGGCGCGUGAGGCCGACGUCGUCGCCAGUGCCGCCGCCGCCGCCACCGCCGCCAGUAGGAGCAGCGGUAGCAGCGAUGGAGGCGGCCGUCAAACCCCCGAUGAAUUGUUGCCGCCACUGGUCCACAAUUGCUCCGAAGCCCAGCUGAGACCCAAACCCACAUUCCUGGCUGCUGCUGCUGCUGCUGCUGCUGCUGCUGCUGCUGCUGCUGCUGCUGCUGCUGCUACUACUGCUGUGGUGACGGCAGCCGCGGAAGAGAACGAGAAAGAAGAGGCGAAAAUGGUUUCGGAGCGGGGUAAUGUUGCGAUAGUGGUGGUUUCGGCGCACAUGCGAGGUCGUGGGUCGUGGGACGACACUGCAAAGACGGAGACAAUGGUUUGGGAGCGGAGAAAUGAUUCGUACGGAGGCACCGCCCCGCCCUCCCUAUCAGCGGCAGCCCCGCCAUUGCCGCCGCCGGCGCCGUACGGGGAGCGAUCCCGAGCGCCGUCGCCAGCUGAAUCGCCGACGGGAGUAACAGUCCCUACAUCGUCGCCGUCGGUGGCGGUGACGUCGGCGGCGUCGAUCAACCUGUCCGCGGCGUCACCGCCGCUACCGCACGUGACGAAGGCGACGACGACGGUGGUGACGGCCGAUGCAGCACCGACGCCAGCUGGGGCUCCUGGUCCGUUAGUGGCGGUUAAAUGGGACGCGUCCGUCAGGACUACGAGUGGACGUGUAUUGGAGCUUUCAGGCGGAGAGGAAGGGAUGGCUGCUGCUGCUGCUGCGGCGGCGGCGGCGGCGAUGGGGGCGGCGGGAACACCGGAUCGGGAUGGGGAUGGUGACAUGCUGGGGGUUGCCAGAGAAUGGAAUUGCCUUCAGGACUGCGGCUGCGGCGGCUGCGGCUGCGGCUGCGGCGGUGGCGGCUGCGGCAGCGGCGGGUCCAAUGGGAGCAGCAGCGGCUCCCCAACCGAUGGUACGACAGACAGAACCACUGCCACCGGCGCUGCCCCUGUCGGCAGUGGCCUUGCCACGGACUCCCAAACGAAACCGUCAGACGAGGCGGCUUUCAAGUGGGCUGAGCGCGGGCUGCAACGCCCUGGCUAUAGCGGUCAGUGUACGACACAGUUGGCUGCUAGGGUUGAUGUCCAACAGUCCAACGAAGGGAUGACGGAUCCCUUCAAAUCACGGCCGCCUGCGGAGUUUGGUGAGCCUUAUGGCCAGAGCCGGGGUGUGCCAUCGAUACAGAAGUGGCUAGGAGUGGCGGGGACAGACCCACGUCAUUGCCUGCUAGUUUCCGAGGAGGGGAGCUCGGCGAAGAAGCUAAGGCCAGUUAACUUCAUGCAUAAGGUUGUACGACAGCGCUCGUCAGGGCAGGGGCUCCCUGCACCAGCACAGCCACCAGCGGCAACAACAACUACGACAUCGGCGGCUGCGGUGACGGCAGAGUCGACGGCGGCAGGGGCGGCGACGGCUGGGGUGACGGCAGAGUCGACGGCGGCAGGGGCGGCGACGGCUGCGGUGACGGCAGAAUCGACGGCAGCAGGGGCGGCGACGGCUGGGGUGACGGCAGAGUCGACGGCGGCAGGGGCGGCGGCGGCUGCAGGGGCGGCAGAGUCGACGGCUGCAGGGGCGGCGGCGGCUGGGGUGACGGCAGAGUCGACGGCGGCAGGGGCGGCGAUGGCUGCGGUGACGGCAGAGUCGACGGCGGCAGGUGCGGCGGCGGCUGGGGUGACGGCAGAGUCGAUGGCAUCAGGGGCGGCGACGGCUGGGGUGACGGCAGAGUCGACGGCGGCAGGGGCGGCGGCGGCUGCAGUCGCGGCAGAGUCGACGGCGGCAGGUGCGGCGGCGGCUGCGGUGACGGCAGUGGAGCCGUACUACUACGAGCCAAUGGCAUUCCCACCAGCAUCCGGCUGGGAAAAAGUAAUGGUGCGGAGCUGUACGACUGCGUUGUACGACAUGCAGACCGGGACGGUGGCGGCGCCGCCGUCCGCAGUAGGCAGGGAAAUGAUCACUAUUUCCAGUGAACACGGUACAAUACCCGCACCUGCCGAGGCCAUCCGCGGGGCUCUGCCCGGGGUUAGCUGCUGCUGUAAUGGUGGCAGUAGCAGUGGCGGCGGCGGCGGUGGCGGCGGCGGCAGGGCCGUCAUGCCGUUGCACGCUGGCAUGCUUUCGGUAUCGCCGCGACCUCUUGCAGAGGAGGCCGCGGCGGCAGCGGCGGCCGCCGACGCAGGAGGAGGGAUGUACGACAAAGCUGGCGUCACUGGCGGCAGCACCACCCAAAGCUGUUACAGCUCCUACAGCUUUGGAUGCGUGGCGGCUGAAGGCAGCCGCGGCGGAAACGCGGUUUACGUCUGGGCAUCGGCGGCAGAAGCCAUCCCGGGUGCCGUGCAAUGGUUAGCAGUACAGCCGCCGCAAACUCUGCCGCCAGCACCCCGGACGACGUCAACGCAAAGCCAUGUGGGCCCGCAGCUGGCGUCGGCGCCGACCUGUCCGGCGGCUGGCGGAAGUGGGCCCAACUCGCCGCAGAGAUGGGGCUUGCUUUCACGGAGCCUGAAGAACGGCUCUCAGGAAAGCUGUAGCACACCGCCGCCGCCGCCAGAGCAGCAGCAGCAGCAGCAGGGAUGUUCCGCAUUAACGACGGCUGCAGCACCACCCACCAUCGCCGCCACGGAGUCGGAGUUGGUGCGGCUGCAGGACGCUUCCAGGUCUGCUAGCGUACAGCCGCAUGAAGCCAAGCUGGCGGAGGCGGCCGCUGAGGCGGCGACUGCUGAUGCUUCAGUUGAUGUGUACGGCCAAACUACAUCUGCUCCAACUGUAGCAGAUCGCACAGGCGCUACAGAUCCUGCAGCCGUAACCCUUUUUUUUAACCCUGCCAACGAUACGGCUACUGCCGCUUCAUUAUUAUGGGCUAAGGGAGCCGCGCUGGGGGGGAAUUCGGACGCCAAGGCCUGCACCGUCAGCCGCCGUCUGGACGAGCUGCCUGAGCACGUAUUGUCAGUUGGAGCUGUUAGACCGGCGGUUGCCAACAACGGUAACGGCCCCGCCGGCGCCGCCACCGACACAGCCGCGGCCUCAGCUGCUGCUCCCGCUCCGUCAUGCGAACUGCUGUUUGGCGCGCGUAUGAGCGGAUGCGGCGAUUCCUAUUCCUCCUCCGGCAGAACAUCGAAUCGUUCCAUGGCCUCAGAAUCCACUGUACGGCGUAGUACGGCAACCGCCUGUGUUGAUGGGCUCUGGACCGCACCGCCACCCUGUGGCGUGUGUGCAAGUAGUACGGGUAGCGUGCUGCCGUCGGCACACAUGUACGGCGGCGGGCGCGGCACGGUCACCGGCGCCGCCACCGAGCUGUACGACGAAAUUACGGUUGCUGACUUCAGUGACGGCGGCGCCCUGUCUGUUGCGGCUCGUGAUCCUCCCGAUGGCUGCGAAUUGCCCGACUCACCACACGAACAUCCAAAUGUCAAACUCCGGCUUCGGAGAGUGAAAACGUCGAUCGCCGAGCUCUUCUCCAUAGGAAGCGGCGGCGACGGCCGCAGCGGCGGCAGAUGUAGCGGGGGCGGCGGCGGCGGCGGCGGCGCCGCCGAUGGUUGGAGCCGUGGCGGCCGUACAAAUGUACGGAUUGGGGAGACCACCCAAAGAGCAUGGGGAGGCGAUCCAGCGGCUAACAGAGGCGACGCGUACGACACGACAAAACACGACAAAGGAAAGGAUUACCGGCAGGGGCGUCGCGGCGGCUUGGGGGUGCUCCGUACGACAUCCGGCGCGGCGGCUUUCUUCCGUGCCGUCGGCUCCGCAGCCAGCGGUGUGGUCGGGAGCAUCUUGUACGGCACCUCUGCACCGUCACAUGAGCCACUGGACAAGGCGGCAACGGCGCCUCCUCCGUCACCUCCGCCGUCGUCAAACGGAUCUCCGCUGCGCGCUUCGCGGAGGGACACUGGCUGUUCCGAUAGUUGCGUUUAUGAAGGCGCGAGGGCGGCGGCUCCUGCGUCGCCGGGCGCCGCGACGAAAACCGCGACGGAGGGCGGCGGCGGCGAGGUUGGCAGUGGCGGCGGCGGGUGCGGCGGCGGCGGGGUUGGCAGUGGCGGCGGCGGCGGCGGCGGGGUUGGCAGUGGCGGCGGCGGCGGUGGUGAGCAUCCUUCGAUGCCGACGGCUCGAGCUCGGAGGAUCCACCGCGUAUCCACAGGCCUACCCUUCUACAGCGGCCGCGGCAGCUCCUGUGGAUCGGUAGAGGCCGGCGGCGGCGGCGGCGGCGGCGGUCGCGGUGGCGGCCGCCGUAGCAUCUCCAGUGCUGCCCUCGGCACCACUGCCGUAUGCAGCAACACCGUCAGCAGCGCCGGCGGCUCCGCCGGCAUCGCCGCCAGCAACAUCGCCGGCAGCUACAAUAACGGUGGCGCCGGCGGCGGUGGCGGCGGCGGCGGGGGUGGUUACAACCUCGGCCGUGACCUGCCGUACGCGGAGUGGCACCCUUGCGUCAGCGUGUUGUUUGCUGACAUCUGCGGAUUCACCCAAAUCAGCAAUCGGGUCUCCGCAGUCGCGGUCAUGGAGAUGUUGAAUGCGCUGUAUAGCCGGCUGGAUGCUCUGUGCGCUUCCUGGCACCAAUCCCACGGUCCAACGACCCACGGGUCACAGCCGGUGUACAAGGUCCAGAUCAUCGGUGAUGCGUACAUGGUAGCCACCGGGCUGCUGGCGGAUGACCCUGUGCAUGCUGCCACCGCUUGCCUUUUCGCUCUGGCGGUUUUACGAGAAGCAGCCCAGGUGGUGGACCCGUGUGAUGGACGGCCGCUGCGGCUCCGAGUGGGCAUCCACAGCGGUCCGGUCGUCAGUGGGCUGGUGGGCCGCAUGAGGAGGCAGUACUCGGUGUUUGGAGACACCGUGAACGUCGCUUCUCGUAUGGAGAGCACUGGUGCCCCUGGAGCCAUCCACGUCAGCGAGGAGACGCAACGGCUGGCGGCGCCGUACAUGCCGCCGUACACCGUUACCUGGAGGCGCCGAGAAGGUGUCGAGCAGCAGCAGCAGCAGGAGCAGGAGCAACAGCUCCAAAAGCUAUGGAGCUUCGGAGAUUUGUCCAAGCUGCCGUACAUGUCGUCACCGUCGCCGCCGCCACCAUCACCACCCCGGCAGCCUCUUCCACCCGCAUCACGGCGGCAGCAGUCGGCAACUGCGCCGUCGGCACCACCACCAUUCGGCCAGGAGGUUCGCGAGUACGAGCAGGAACGACGGGUGGCGUCACAGCCGCUUCCGAGGAUGCUGUCCGUACCGUCACGUACCGACACUGCGGAGUCGUACAUCGGCGGAUUGGCACCGGUGUUACCGCCUGUUGUGAUGUCUUCAUCGGAGCCGCAGCCGGAAGCCGCUGCAGCGGUUGCCCCCGGGGUUUGA